Macadamia integrifolia is the source of this 3303-nucleotide messenger RNA. Its product is annotated as WRKY transcription factor SUSIBA2-like. The record is from RefSeq and is a predicted model, not a curated record. The transcript is spliced from 5 exons. Gene Ontology annotation, biological process: regulation of DNA-templated transcription. Gene Ontology annotation, molecular function: DNA-binding transcription factor activity; sequence-specific DNA binding. The coding region runs from base 610 to 3057 and encodes 815 amino acids. NCBI's taxonomy places the organism in Eukaryota, Viridiplantae, Streptophyta, Magnoliopsida, Proteales, Proteaceae.
UUGGAGUGGGAGCACAUCGAAAAGAGCUCACACCCUAACUAAAUUUGCCUAUUUUAGGAUCACUUUUCUGACAUUUCGAAUCACUGGAAACUUGUAAAGAUGGGGAGAGAAAGAAAAAAGUGAAGAGUCAAGAGAGAGAAACACUCUUUUAAGUAAGAGAGAGAAGAGAGAGAGAUCAUUAAGUCGGUCAAAGGAACCCACAUUGCGUCAAAGAGACUCGUUUCGUAAUCUCUUCUUUUGUUCUCUUUUUUGUUUUCCGGUUUCGAUUCUCGAAAAACGAAGACUGAUUGUUCUGCUCUCUCUCUCUCUCUCUCUCUCUCUCUCUCUCUCUUUCUUUCUUUCUCUCUCUCUACUCCUCUUUUUCACUCCCAAAAUCUGCGUAGUGUCUACAAACCCAUCUCUGUUCUUGAAUUUUCCGCUCUGAGAGAGCUGAUUUUGAUGCUGCCGUUAUCAUUGGUAUCUGUGCUUAUUCUGCCAUUUGUGAAGUGGGGAGUGGGGAAGGAAGGCGUUUUAAUUUAAAACCCUAGGUUGCUCAGUUGGGUAUGAAUAUUGGGUUCCAGUUUAAAUGGAAGAUUUUGAGGUUGUUACACAUGAAUAGGUUUCUGGUGAAUGGGAAUAUACUCUGUAAUGGCAGAAACCGAAGAAAAUUUUGGUGUUGACUGGAGAUCGCUAGUUUCAAGCCCGAAAGGUAUCUUCUCGGCUUUAAUAUCUGAAGGGUUCCCUUCGAGGUCUCUGCCUCAGAUUCUCACUGGGUCUGAUGCUGCUGCUGCUAUGGUCCCCGCCGAUGAUGAGAAAGCUGGAGAUGCUCCCGUGAGUUCGGAUUCGAAAGCUGAGGAAGGCAGAGUUUCGACUAGUAUGGAUGGUAAGAUUGAGGUUUCUGGUGAUUGGAAGCCUAACCCAGUUAGAAAUGGGGCAAGUAUUGCAGAGAGGAGGGCUGCGACUUGUGGCUUCAGUGCGCCGAGGAUUAAUACGCCUCGGUUUAGAUCCAUCAGCCCCUUGACAUCACCUGGGUCUCGUUCGCCUUAUCUCACCAUACCACCUGGUCUUAGUCCGACAUCGUUGCUUGAUUCUCCCAUCAUGCUUCCUAAUUCUCAGGCACAGCCAUCUCCAACUACUGGAACUUUUUCAUUGCCUCUGAGUAAUGAAAAUCCAAUGUCUGUUCCAUUGACUUCCGGUAUUGAUAAGGAAAAAGGUGAUGAGGUUGAUUCCUCGUUCAUGUUCAAGCCUGAUGCAAAUCCUGGUGGUUUGUCAUGUCUUCUUGGCUCAGAAAACCAGGUGGCUUCCUCCUCCAAUCAAGCUCAGAAUCUGGAAAUGACUGGUGUGAACCGCCCAAUUCCUGCUAUACAGCCAAACAUGAACUUUGAAUGCCAAAAUGGGUUUUUGAAACAAGCGAUGACAAAGAGCUACAGUACUGAUUCUCCUUCCGAUAUUGAAGUUUCUAAUAGCAUGACUGUGAAUAGUAAUUGUGUUACCACACAAACUAGCAAUUCCAAUGUUGCUAGUGAUCAAGCUCCUCUACAGGAGGAACCUCUGCAUGGAGAUGAUACUGGGUCACAGCAAAUUCUGGAGGGGGAACAGAAAGGGGCAUAUCCUUCCAUGGGAAUGGGAAAGCCAUCAGAAGAUGGAUAUAAUUGGAGAAAAUAUGGGCAGAAACAGGUGAAAGGUAGUGAGUACCCUCGGAGCUACUACAAAUGUACACAUCCAAAUUGCCAGGUGAAGAAGAAGGUAGAACGUUCUCUUGAUGGUCAGAUAACAGAAAUUAUUUAUAAGGGUGCUCAUAAUCACCCAAAACCUCAGCCUAGUCGUCGAUCAGCAGUUGGAUCGUCAUUUUCACUCAACGAAUUGUCAGACACUGGUGAGGGGCCUGGGACUUGUGUCAAAGUAGAAGGAGGUUCAAUUUGGAAGAGUAUUUCUCAGGGACCGAAGGAUCAUAAAGUUGGAUCUGAAUGGAGGGCUGAUGGUUUAGAGAGAACGUCAUCGACAUCCAUUUUAACUGAACUUUCUGAUCCACUUUCAACUGUGCAAGGGAAACACCUAGGUAUGAUUGAAUCUGCAGAUACACCAGAGCUUUCAUCCACACUUGUUAGUCAUGAAGAUGAUGAUGACGAUGAUAUAGCCACUCAAGGUAGUAUAUCAGUUGGUGAUGAUGGUGAUGAUGAGGAGUCUGAGUCGAAGAGAAGGAAGAAAGAGAGCUGUUUGAUUGAAGCAAAUUUGGCUUCUCGAGCUGUUCGGGAACCAAGAGUAGUAGUCCAAACAGACAGUGAAGUGGACAUACUUGAUGAUGGAUACCGCUGGCGCAAGUAUGGGCAAAAAGUGGUUAAGGGAAAUCCAAACCCUAGGAGCUACUACAAAUGCACUAGUGCGGGAUGCCCUGUGAGGAAGCAUGUUGAAAGAGCCUCACAUGACCUCAAAUCUGUGAUUACAACAUAUGAGGGAAAACACAACCAUGAAGUACCCACCGCCAGAAACAGUAGUCAUGCUAGCCCAAGUAGUGGAAAUGUGUCACAAGCUGGUCCUAAUGCUCAAACCACCCUAACAUUACCAGUAGGCACCAAUUUUCCUAAGACUGAACCACAAGUUCAGGAUCUUGCACCUCGCUUUGAGAGAAAACCUGAAUUCACUAAUGAAUUCUUGAGACCUGGUUAUCUUGGGGGUUUCCAUGGCGACAUAAAGCUGUCGGCUUCUGCUUGUUAUGAAAUGAAGCUGCCACCCAUGUCUUUUGGAUCCUUUGGACUGAAUGCAAGCCGGAAUGAGUCAAAUCAAGUGGCUUCUAUUGCUCAGGUUGUCCCAGAAUUCCCAAUUACAAUGCCAAUGAAUAUGCAUCGACCUGGAAACUUGCCAUUGACCAGCUUCGGUUUUAACAAUCAUGGAAGGCCAAUUGGUCCGGUUCAGUCUUACCUUGGGAUGCGGCAGCCUAAGGAGACUGACACAAGAUUCCUCAGGCCUAAAGAGGAGCAGAAAGAUGAUGCUGUUUAUGAUACUUGUCUGCCCAUGAGCAAUCUUGCAAAUACAUCGACUUCGGUAUAUCGUCAGAUGAUGGGAGGUUUUCCAUUGUGAAUACUAUUUGUUCCUCCAGAUGACAGUCCUUCCCCCCCCCCCCCCCCCCCCCCCCUCCCCCUCCAACCAAGCAAGGAUGGUCUAGGUGUGCCUGCAGACAGAAAAUUAAAGAGAAGGUAGCCCCUUUUUGUCUUUUGGCUGUUGUCAAGGUAACUUAAUACACAAUGUCUGUAAUUAUUCCUUGUUUGGGUGGAAUUAAAAUUGAAUAUUUUUCAGAUUGGAAUGUCUGUCUAGGUUUUCCUUUUA